Molecule: messenger RNA, 1812 nt
Organism: Drosophila obscura
Lineage: Eukaryota; Metazoa; Arthropoda; Insecta; Diptera; Drosophilidae
Exons: 3
Coding region: 286-1587 (433 amino acids)
Source: RefSeq, a predicted model, not a curated record
UCACUAUGCAAGAUUUAAGGACUUUGUUCCCUGUGUGGGGGACUCAGAUUUAAUAGAAUUUAUUGUAUUUGGAAAGACUCACAUAAAUUAUCGAAUGAUUUUGUUUUGUAAGUCCGUAAUACAGGCAAUAUAUAAGUAUUUACGAGUGCACCAGGUGCGGCCACACGAAAGACGCUCUCCGUCCGGCGCCGGAAUACGAGUUUCGUCUACGAAUAGCAUUUGACACUUGCAGUAUCUGCCAGCGCUUCACCUUCUCUUUCAAACUCAGGAAAAACUGCGGGUGAGAUGAAAAAAUUUCAAGACCAGCAGGCACAGAAUACUCUGGAGGAUUAUACUGAAGAACGAACGCAAAAAAAACAGAGAGAGAGAGAUACCGCGGGUGACCGAUAUAACAUAAAGCAUAUCUCGAUUCGUCAGAACUCACGAGCCGAAAUUCGAACCAGGCAAGUGAAAAACUGGGCCGUCGAGGCCGUAGAUCCUCCGACUAAUUUCCGGGGCUUUGCACCGCCGCCACCGCCCCCCCUUUCACAGCAUGACUGCCCACGUAGGCAAGAUGGAAAGGACCGAAAUGCUUUGAAUAUGGCUCGAAAUAUGAUGCUGAAAAGGACUCUGCGAUCUGUGUGCGACCAGCGUAGUGCUCGAAAACUGAGGGAACAUUUCCGAAAGGCACGCCCUAAGCAUCUUGUCCAUGAGAGAGCCCUUCGAGUCGAUCUGCCACCAUACCAGACGAAGGAAUACUGUUUCGAUACCAAAAUGAUAAAUUCCCUACAGGAUCUGCCUAAUCGCUAUAGUGAAGAACGUUUUCAGCCAACACAAAAUGCUUUUGAUAGAAAACAUAAGGCGACAAGAGAAGUUUCACGGCAAAAGCAGCCAAAACGCAAAACAUGGCCACGGCUUGCCGAUUUACCAAACAACCAUAUGGAACCGUACUGUGAGGGGGCGAUCCCGGAUGGUCCUCAUCUCCAGCAUAACCCCCUGUGGGAUAUAUACUACCGGCGUAUUCCGCACCGUGACAGAAUUAGAGUGAAUGAACUGCCCGAAGAGCAGAAUUUGUAUGAGUGGAUGGAGCCCGCUAGACGUCAUUGCUUUGUUUCCACCAACGACAUCGUGUCGGAGGCCUCAGCCCAAGAAAAGCAGCGCCACACUGGUGGCGGCUCCUUUCACAAGACCAGGGGAGCGGUCCGCUUUAUGCUAAGUUCCCACGCAAGCUCCCAUAAAAGUCUCCUUUACAUAAACUAUCUGCAGCGCAAACUUAAGGAGAAGAGGAAGCUGGUUAAGACAUUAGCCAUCAUACAUCGCUACGUCGAAGCUGAGUAUGAGUGUGCCCAAGCAUGGCUGCAGGACCUAGGAAAACAGAGUGUGCUAACAGAGAUGGCUUACAAGUCCCAGAAAAAACAAAAGUAUCCAUUUAUAUCAGAAACAGAACGAAUACAUAGGUCUAAGGAACUAGAAUUACAAGGAAUUAACGUGAAACGGAGCGACAUUUAUGAAUGGACGAUACGGCUAGAUAAGGAAACACAAUGGUACAGGCGUUUCUUCCUACAGCUUCCUGUGGUCAGGUCGGUGGACACGGGCCAGUCUUCGUAGAAGUCUACAUCUCGCUUGUUGGUUUAUAACAUCACCGACCAGGGGGACAAGGAGGUCUCUGGCGAUGUCAACGUUCCUGAUGAACCAUUCUGCUCCAGUGAUCUUCCGUAGGAACUUACUCAGGAAGGUGCUUAUCCUGGUAAGAUGUGUCUUUGCUGCUAUGCCUUAGACCUGGACUCCAUACUGGAGCCAGGACUGCCUGUAGACAUUGCUUUCGAGUUUACC